Messenger RNA from Adineta steineri, 903 nucleotides. Lineage: Eukaryota; Metazoa; Rotifera; Eurotatoria; Adinetida; Adinetidae. The record is from the annotation of a GenBank genome assembly.
AUGUACAAUUCAACUGAUGACGAAUUAUUGAAAAUCGACGAUUGUAUUGAUACUUGGUCUACAAGAAUGACAAGCGCUAGUGAUUUUCAACGUUUACAUAAUGUUAUUUCAACUAAUCUAACGAAGAUUAGUAACAAUGCAACGGAUCUUGAAAAACUCGUUCAAAAAUUAGGUACUCCAGAAGAUAGUGAGCCAUUACGUGAACGCUAUCAUCGACUUCAAAAUGAAACUAAAAUAUUAAUGCAACAAACAAAUGAUGCACUUCAAGAACUUAAUAAUACUCGUGUAUUAACAGAAGCUGAUCAGAGACGCAAAAAAACUUUAACUGAAAAUUUACCAAAACAAUAUUUAGCAACAUUAAAUCGUUUUCAAGAAGCACAACGUACUGGUGCACGAAAAGAAAAAGAAAGUCUUGAUCGUGCACGUGCUAUAUCAUUUCGACAACAAGGCAUGUCUGAUUCACCGUUUGCCGAUAAUUUUGUUCCAACACCAACAUAUGAUCAAAUUCAACAGCAAGCGGUUUUACCAAUUGAACAAGAAGUUGAUAUGAGAUCAUUAAGAGAACGUGAUGAACAAUUACGUGAACUUGAAACAAAUAUUGUUGAAGUUAAUGAAUUAUUCAAGGAUGUUGCUAAACUUGUUCAUGAACAAGGUGGUGUUAUUGACUCUAUUGAUCAACAUAUAAUCAAUACUGAAGUGAAUGUAACACAUGGCAAUCAACAUUUAUCAAAAGCUAUGACUUAUCAGUGCUGCUCGACGAAAAAAGGUCAUAUUAGUUACAGUUUUACUUGUUGUCCUUGCUAUUAUUAUACUUGUUUUGGUUUUAACAUUGAAAAAGUGAUACAUUCAGAUGGAGACAACGCACUCGAAUUACCUCCAAAUGUUUCAUAUGUAUUAUCAUAA